UCCAGGUGUUUAAAUAUUGCCUUUUGUUGACAUUGCCAAAAUGACCAAGUUAGGAUUUCUUCGUUUGUCCUAUGAAAAACAAGACACCCUCCUCAAGCUCCUCAUUCUGUCAAUGGCUGCUGUGCUAUCUUUCUCUACCAGACUGUUCUCUGUCCUAAGAUUUGAGAGUGUCAUUCAUGAAUUUGAUCCGUAUUUUAAUUACCGCACAACUCGCUUCCUGGCAGAAGAGGGUUUCUAUAAAUUCCACAACUGGUUUGAUGACCGAGCAUGGUACCCCCUGGGGAGGAUCAUCGGUGGAACUAUCUACCCAGGCUUAAUGAUCACAUCUGCAGCAAUUUACCACGUUCUACACUUCUUCCAUAUUACAAUUGACAUCCGAAAUGUUUGUGUGUUCCUGGCUCCCCUUUUUUCCUCUUUCACCACCAUCGUAACCUAUCAUCUUACCAAAGAACUUAAGGAUGCUGGGGCAGGUCUCUUAGCUGCUGCAAUGAUUGCUGUGGUUCCAGGAUAUAUCUCUCGGUCUGUUGCUGGGUCCUAUGACAAUGAAGGUAUUGCCAUAUUCUGUAUGCUUCUGACUUACUACAUGUGGAUCAAAGCAGUGAAGACAGGCUCCAUUUAUUGGGCAGCCAUGUGCGCUCUUGCCUAUUUCUACAUGGUCUCUUCGUGGGGUGGCUAUGUGUUUUUGAUUAACCUCAUCCCUCUCCACGUCCUGGUGCUGAUGCUGACUGGUCGGUUCUCCCAUCGGAUAUAUGUGGCUUACUGCACAGUAUAUUGUUUAGGAACUAUCUUAUCAAUGCAGAUCUCUUUUGUUGGCUUCCAGCCUGUCCUAUCUUCUGAACACAUGGCUGCGCUGGGUGUCUUUGGCUUGUGUCAGAUCCAUGCCUUUGUGGAUUACCUGCGCAGCAAGCUCAACCCUCAGCAGUUUGAGAUUCUCUUCAGGAGUGUGAUCUCCCUGGUUGGGUUUGUCCUUCUAACGAUAGGAGCUGUGCUGAUGCUGACAGGAAAAAUUUCUCCAUGGACUGGCCGCUUCUACUCGCUGCUGGAUCCUUCCUAUGCAAAGAACAAUAUCCCCAUCAUUGCUUCAGUCUCUGAGCACCAGCCUACCACAUGGUCCUCUUACUACUUUGACCUGCAGCUUCUCGUUUUCAUGUUCCCAGUUGGUCUGUAUUACUGUUUCAGUAACCUGUCUGAUGCCCGCAUUUUUAUCAUCAUGUAUGGUGUGACCAGCAUGUACUUUUCUGCAGUGAUGGUUCGUCUGAUGCUGGUACUGGCUCCAGUAAUGUGCAUUCUGUCUGGCAUUGGAGUCUCCCAAGUGCUGACCACUUACAUGAAGAACCUGGAUAUCAGCCGACCAGAUAAGAAAACAAAAAAGCAGCAGGAUUCUACUUAUCCCAUCAAAAAUGAAGUGGCCAGCGGCAUGAUCCUCGUCAUGGCUUUCUUCUUGAUCACCUACACUUUCCAUUCAACUUGGGUGACCAGCGAAGCCUACUCUUCCCCCUCCAUAGUACUGUCUGCUCGUGGUGGUGAUGGUAGCAGAAUCAUCUUUGAUGACUUCAGGGAGGCUUAUUACUGGCUUCGUCACAAUACCCCAGAGGAUGCAAAAGUUAUGUCUUGGUGGGAUUAUGGAUAUCAAAUAACGGCCAUGGCAAACAGAACCAUUCUUGUGGACAACAACACUUGGAAUAAUACUCACAUUUCCCGAGUUGGUCAGGCCAUGGCAUCCACAGAAGAGCGAGCGUAUGAGAUUAUGAGGGAGCUAGAUGUCAGUUAUGUGCUGGUAAUAUUUGGAGGCCUCACUGGAUAUUCAUCAGAUGAUAUCAACAAAUUUCUGUGGAUGGUGCGAAUUGGUGGGAGCACGGACACUGGCAAGCACAUAAAGGAGCAUGAUUACUACACACCAACAGGAGAGUUCCGUGUGGAUAGGGAAGGUUCUCCUGUGCUACUCAAUUGCCUUAUGUACAAAAUGUGCUACUACCGCUUCGGACAGGUCUACACAGAAGCGAAACGUCCUCCAGGCUAUGACCGAGUAAGAAAUGCUGAGAUUGGUAACAAAGACUUUGAGCUCGAUGUACUGGAAGAGGCAUACACCACAGAACAUUGGCUGGUCCGAAUAUACAAGGUAAAGGACUUGGAUAAUCGAGGAUUGUCAAGAACGUAAUUUGCUUUCUGCUGUACCAGAACGAGCACUGACCGAGCCUUUGCCUGUGAAGCAGAAGGGUUUUUUUUAAAUACUGUUUGCCAGUAAGGAG
Molecule: messenger RNA, 2249 nt
Organism: Euleptes europaea (tarantolino)
Lineage: Eukaryota; Metazoa; Chordata; Lepidosauria; Squamata; Sphaerodactylidae
Gene: STT3A
Product: STT3 oligosaccharyltransferase complex catalytic subunit A
Exons: 17
Coding region: 41-2158 (705 amino acids)
Biological process (GO): post-translational protein modification
Cellular component (GO): membrane
Molecular function (GO): dolichyl-diphosphooligosaccharide-protein glycotransferase activity
Source: RefSeq, a predicted model, not a curated record